This is a messenger RNA of Hydractinia symbiolongicarpus, 1371 nucleotides long. Its product is annotated as chromatin complexes subunit BAP18-like. Lineage: Eukaryota; Metazoa; Cnidaria; Hydrozoa; Anthoathecata; Hydractiniidae. The coding region runs from base 42 to 704 and encodes 220 amino acids. Gene Ontology annotation, cellular component: MLL1 complex; NURF complex. The record is from RefSeq and is a predicted model, not a curated record. The transcript has a single exon.
AUGUCUUGUUAACAAAUUUUUAUGUUUUAGAAAUAUAAAUAAUGACGCAGGCAGGAAAGGUUGCAGAAAUUUUCUCCACUGCUGGAGAAGCAUUUUCAAAGUUGGGUACACUAGCUAUGUCUCUGCAACCCAACAGUGAGCGCCCUCAAGAUGUUGGAAAAUGGGGAAAUGAAGAGAUUGAAAUGUUACGCAAGGCAGUAACACAGUUCGGAAAUGAUAUUGAGAAGAUAAGCGAACAAAUUAAAACAAAAUCUUCUAUUCAGAUUAAAGCAGCUUUAAAACAGAGAGCUUUGGAGAAUUUCGCAGUCCCUUCAAAUAAGAAAAGUUCCCUGUCAGUAACAGGUUCAAGUAUAGCAUCUCAAUUAAAUAAAUCUCCCAUGAAAAUGUCAACGAUUGCAAGGACUAUUGGUCAAAAGAGUAAAGUGGUUAAUGUAAUGCCUAUUAUUGGAACUCCGCAGGCAAUAAAGAAAGCAAAAAUAGAUAUCCCUGGAAAUCUAAAUGUUUUAACCUCAACACAACCGAAACCUGUGAUUAUUCAUCAAAACCAACCAGUUGGUAUACCAGCUGUUGCAACUAGCCAAGCUUUUCAGAUGAUAUUACCUCAUACGAAAGUGAUUCCAAGUCCUGUAGCUGUCUUGCAGUCUGGUGUCGUGCAGCGUGUUUCUGAUGCCAAUACAAGCGGUGCAGUGGAUGUUGAAAGUUAAUGGUUUAUAUUGACAUAGAAUAUUAUCUCUCAAAUUUUUGUAUAUAAGAGAUUUCACAGGUUGUGAUUGUACUAUAGACUGUUUUAUGGCAAAUAAUUACAAAUUCAACUAAACAUGAUUGAGUAAAUUACAAUUUCUAGUUUGGUUUUUGCUUUUUAUAUUUGCUUAAUUUAUAACAUUUGCUUUGCUGAAUAAUUAUUGAUGUUAGCAAAAACUUCUAAAGUUUGGAUAUAUAAAUUUUUUUGUGAUGCAUGUGAACCAGCAUUUUUAAUUCCUAACGCCUUAUGGAAUAUUCUUGGGACAGUAUAUACACAUUUUUUUUAUAAGAAAAUGCGCCUCAAAAACCUUAAAAUCUUAGGAAUACACAACACAAAGUUUAUUUUUUUCCAAAACAAUUUUCUUAUAAAAAAACGUGUACAUAUAUCAUUUUUUCAUUUUUAAACUAUAUCCAAGUUGGUUGAUAUGUGUUAGCAUAGUCAUAUCAUGUAUGUAUAUAUUACAUUUUUUAUGUAAACAAUAUAUAUGCAUAGAAUCAGCUUUUCGUAUUGAGCUGUAUACUAAUGUAAAAAAUGCUCUUUGAUGCAAUAUUUAUGAUAUAAAAGAAGAAAACUUAUAUUCUUUAUUUCUUAUUUCUGUAAAAUGGUAUAGUAAUUGAAGCUGUAAGGGG